Messenger RNA from Hepatospora eriocheir, 291 nucleotides. Lineage: Eukaryota; Fungi; Microsporidia; Hepatosporidae. The record is from the annotation of a GenBank genome assembly.
AUGGUUAAAGAACAAGAAAGUAAAAAGUAUUACACACAAACACAGGAGACAGAGAUAACACUAGUUAAGAACAGUCUUAGUAAAAGACAAACAUCAAGUAAUAGAAUCUGUACUUUUGAUAGUGAUAUAGAAUAUAAAGAAAUAGAAAUGACACCAGCUAAAAGUGUUUAUUUGCUAUCUCCAUUAGCCCACGAGGAAAUUGCAGGCAGUCCAAUGUCAAUGAGAUACACUUCAAUAAGAAAAUUAAGUUUUAAUAGAAAAUCAAAUAAAAAAUUAAACUUCUUUAAGUGA